CUGAAGACAGAUCUCAGACUCCCCCACACAACUCCACUUUUGUUUAUUCAAGUGAACGGUCAAGAUGAGAAAACCUUGAUAAACAGCAUACCUGACCAUAUGCCUCUCAGUCUCAGAGUUUUCAGGUAGUGGGUCAGUCGAGGACAGAAGAUGCUCCCUCUUGGUCUGGAUACGCAGCUGCCGUCGCUCACUAUGAAAGCCAAACCAAUGAGUUGCAUGAGACGAUACGCGGAGACUGAAGAGCCACUUCAAAGUUAUCCGGUAAUAUGGAGACCAUGGAUUCCCUGUCACAGAGAAACUGGACUUCCAGAUAAAUUUGGCCAAGGGAAUGUGUCAUCAAGAACCAGACAGAUGACCAAAGGUGCCCAUGGAUUCCAACACCCUGUCAGGCUCUUCAUGCCAAAGUCCAGGACUGAGGAAUAUCUGUCUCAUUUGGGGAAGAAGGUCUUGGACAGUUUCCCUGUCCAAGCCACUCUCCACUUCUACAACGAUGACUCCAGCUCUGAGGAAGAGGAUGAUGAAGAUAUGGAGGAAGAGCUGGAGGUUAAUUCACUCAGUUUGGAUCACAGGUCCCAUCCCCUCAGAGAGAAUUCAUAGGUAGUUAGUCUUUGCUGUUUUGGAAACAAGCAGGGGUGAUUGGACAAGGGAGAGAGACAGUGCAGCAGGUCACAGGAGAUAUGCUACUUCAAUGGUGAGGGUCUAGUAGAGGAUCCAAGGUGUUCACCUGAGACAGCCACAGGAAGCCGGGAAAGGCCAGGUCACUGGCUGCAGUUGGCCUCACUGAGGGGAUUCUGUUUACACCAGCUCAGUGUCAACACACCUUUAACCCAGAUAUGGCCAUUUUCCUUGACAACGUCCUAUGUUCUCAGGACCUUGUCAUGCAAACUCAAGUUGGCCUUGUGCUGGUCCCUCCUUUUUUGUUUGUAGUGAAACAUUUUCUCUGCUUUCUAUCUUUUGUAUUUAUAAUAAUUUUUUAUUUGUUUAUGAAAAAGUGUGUUAUAAAUUGCUGGACAUUUGAGUUACUGUGUAGAUGGUUUGUUGGUUGAAAUGUAGAGAAUGUAUGUGGAUAGAAUUGAGUAUUCAUGUGCUUAGCUUGUGAGUGAAUAUGUUGGUAUGGAUGCAAAGUAAACUUAAAAGGCCUUUUUCUUUAUUCAUUUCAAUUAUUUUAGCAUUUGAGUUAAGCAAUAAACAUUUAUUUCAAAAUCG
Molecule: messenger RNA, 1206 nt
Organism: Oncorhynchus kisutch (coho salmon)
Lineage: Eukaryota; Metazoa; Chordata; Actinopteri; Salmoniformes; Salmonidae
Gene: ripply3
Product: ripply transcriptional repressor 3
Exons: 4
Coding region: 151-597 (148 amino acids)
Biological process (GO): embryonic pattern specification; negative regulation of transcription by RNA polymerase II
Cellular component (GO): nucleus
Source: RefSeq, a predicted model, not a curated record